UGCUGUGUGCUUUCGGAGGAGGAGGUGGUGGAGGCUUUUGGAAAAGGAGGAAGAGGUGGCGUUGGGGAGGGGGGGAUCUCUUUCCCCGUUGGAGAUGAUCGUGCUAUUCCUCUUUGCCUCGCUCUGGAUGCUGGAGGGGGCCCUCGGCCAGCUCCAUUACACGGUGCAGGAAGAACAGGAGCAUGGCACGUUCGUGGGGAAUAUCGCCGAAGACCUGGGCUUGGACAUUACAAAACUUUCGGCUCGCCGCUUCCAGACGGCGUCCAACUCCCGCAGCCCUUACCUGGAGCUCAACCUGGAAACCGGGGUGCUCUACGUGAACGAGAAGAUCGACCGCGAGCAGAUCUGCAAGCAGAGCCCCUCCUGCUUGCUGCACCUGGAGGUCUUCCUGGAGAACCCCCUUGAGCUGUUCCGGGUGGAGAUCGAGGUGCUGGACAUCAACGACAACCCACCCUCCUUUCCCGAGCCCGACCUCACCGUAGAGAUCUCGGAGAGCGCCACGCCGGGCACCCGCUUCCCCCUGGAGAGCGCCUUCGACCCCGACGUGGGCACCAACUCUCUGCGCACCUACGAGAUCACUCCCAACAGCUACUUCUCACUCGACGUGCAGACGCAGGGCGACGGCAACCGCUUCGCCGAGCUGGUGCUGGACAAGCCGCUGGACCGCGAGCAGCAGGCGGUGCACCGCUACGUGCUGACCGCGGUGGACGGCGGGCAGCCCCAGCAGCGCACCGGUACCGCCCUGCUCACCAUCAGGGUGCUGGACUCCAACGACAACGUCCCCGCCUUCGAGCAGCCCGUCUAUACCGUGUCGCUGCCGGAGAACUCGCCGCCGGGCACGUUGGUGCUGCAGCUCAACGCCAGCGACCCCGACGAGGGGCAGAACGGCGAGGUCAUCUACUCCUUCAGCAGCCACAUAUCGGCCCGCGCACGGGAGCUCUUCGGCAUCGCGCCGCGCACUGGGCGCCUGGAGGUAAGCGGCGAGCUGGACUACGAGGAGAGCAGCGUGUACCAGGUGUACGUGCAAGCGAAGGACCUGGGGCCCAACGCCGUACCGGCGCACUGUAAGGUGCUGGUGCGGGUGCUGGACGCCAACGACAACGCGCCCGAGAUCAGCUUCUCCACCGUGAAGGAGGCGGUGAGCGAAGCGGCGGCGCCGGGCACCGUGGUGGCCCUCUUCAGCGUCUCGGACCGCGACUCGGAGGAGAACGGGCAGGUGCAGUGCGAGCUGCUGCAGGGCGACGCACCCUUCCGCCUCAAGAGCUCGUUCAAAAACUACUACACCAUCGUCACCGAGGGGCCGCUGGACCGCGAGCAGCCGGGAGGCGACGCCUACACGCUGACGGUGGUGGCUCGGGACCGCGGCGAACCGCCGCUCAGCACCAGCAAGUCCAUCCAGGUGCGGGUGAGCGACGUGAACGACAACGCUCCGCGCUUCAGCCAGCCCGUCUACCAGGUGUACGUGAGCGAGAACAACGUGCCCGGCGCCUACAUCUACGCCGUCAGCGCCACCGACCGGGACCAGGGCGCCAACGCCCAGCUCGCCUACUCCAUCCUUGAGAGCCAGAUCCAGGGCAUGUCCGUCUUCACCUACGUCUCCAUCAACUCCGAGAACGGCUUCCUCUACGCGCUCCGCUCCUUCGACUACGAGCAGCUCAAGGAGUUCAGCUUCCAAGUGGAGGCUCGCGACGCCGGCGAGGAGCCGCAGCCGCUGGCCGGCAACGCCACCGUCAAUAUCAUCGUCGUGGACCAAAACGACAACGCUCCCGCCAUCGUCAGUCCGCUGCCCGGCCGCAACGGCACCCCGGCGCGGGAGGUGCUGCCGCGCGGCGCCGAGCCGGGCUACCUGGUCAGCCGCGUGGCGGCGGUGGACGCCGACGACGGCGACAACGCCCGCCUCACCUACAGCAUCGUGCGGGGCAACGAGGCCAGCCUCUUCCGCAUGGACUGGCGAACGGGCGAGCUGCGUACGGCGCGCAGGGUGCCGGCCAAGCGCGACCCUCAGCGGCCCUACGAGCUGGUGGUCGAGGUGCGCGACCACGGGCAGCCGCCGCUCUCCUCCACCGCCGCCAUUCAGGUGGUGCUGGUGGACGGCGCGGCCGAGCGGCCUGGCGGCGGCGGCGGCGGAGGAGCGCUGGGUGCGGGGGUGGGCGCGGGGGGCGGCGGAGGUGGCGGAGAGCAUCGGCCCAGCCGCUCCGGGGGGGACACCUCGCUCGACCUCACCCUCAUCCUCAUCAUCGCCCUGGGCUCCGUCUCGUUCAUCUUCCUGCUGGCCAUGAUCGUGCUGGCCGUGCGCUGCCAGAAGGAGAAGAAGCUCAACAUCUACACCUGCCUGGCCAGCGACUGCUGCCUGGGCUGCUGCUGCUGCUGCCCCUGCUGCAGCCGCCAAGCGCGGGCCCGCAAGAAGAAACUCAGCAAGUCGGACAUCAUGCUGGUGCAGAGCUCCAACGCGCCCAGCAACCCGGCGCAGGUGCCGGUGGAGGAGUCGGGCAGCUUCGGCUCCCACCACCACAACCAGAACUACUGCUACCAGGUCUGCCUCACUCCCGAGUCCGCCAAGACCGACCUGAUGUUCCUCAAACCCUGCAGCCCCUCCCGCAGCACCGACGCCGAACACAACCCUUGCGGGGCCAUCGUGACCGGCUACGCCGACCAGCAGCCCGACAUCAUCUCCAACGGCAGCAUCCUGUCCAGCGAGACGAAACAUCAGCGUGCUGAGCUCAGUUAUCUAGUUGACAGACCCCGACGGGUAAACAGUUCUGCAUUCCAGGAAGCAGACAUAGUAAGCUCUAAGGACAGUGGUCAUGGAGACAGUGAGCAAGGAGACAGUGAUCAUGAUGCCACUAAUCGAGGUCAAUCCUCUGGCAUGGAUCUCUUCUCCAAUUGCACAGAGGAAUGUAAAGCACUGGGCCACUCAGAUCGGUGCUGGAUGCCUUCCUUUGUCCCAUCUGACGGACGCCAAGCUGCAGAUUACCGCAGCAAUCUGCAUGUACCUGGCAUGGACUCCGUUCCAGACACUGAAGUGUUUGAAACACCAGAAGCCCAGCCGGGGGCAGAAAGGUCCUUCUCCACCUUCGGCAAAGAGAAGUCUCUUCACAACACUCUGGAGAGGAAGGAGUUGGAUGGACUGCUGUCUAAUACACGAGCGCCUUACAAACCACCAUAUUUGAUGGGGAAGAUACGUGUUGCAUCCAGCCACCUCCCAUUGAAAUUGAAUUGUUCAGCAUCUCCAUGUAUUUCAUCAUGCUACUAGGUGCCUAUCUGCAGUGAUAGGUAUGUAAAUGCCUUUAAACAUUAGCUUUUUUGUAUUUGCCUCUUCCUUUAAGUGUAUGUGCUACUAAUGUCUAAGGACUCCGAUUUGCAUAUUGGGCAAAAAAAUAAAAUGAAGUAGUUGGAAAAUAUUUAGGAUGCAUAUUAAAGAGAAGUAUCUACAUCCGUAAGCUGGAGUAGGGAAGGUUCUGAUACCUCCUUCUUUAAAGAUUUUCGAGAGUUCAAAAAAUACCUGUCAGGGAUGAUAUAAGUGUACUUAAACUUGCCUCAGAGAAAUAGCAUGGACUAGUCUCUCAGUCCUGUUCUGUAAUUUUCAUCAUAAGGCAUACUGAGCUUCAGAGGAUGUUAUCUGUAAACAGCUGUAGGAGUAAAGUUCUAUCCUUCAAUUAGGUAUCAGAAGCAAUAUUUAAUGUUUAAAUUUACAUAAAAACUGCGAGCAUAGUAGAACAAGCUGUCUUUGUGAAGAACUUUCUUUAGAGUAAAUGAAAGUUCCAGUACAAGACAGUGUCUUACAGAGAAUAACAAAAUGAAACCAGAUGUGUGAUUUAUUUAUUUAUUUGAUAAUUCCUGGUUUAGAUGUGUAGCAAUGGAUAUCUAAGCAACUUGCCUAUUAAAUUUCUUCCGUUUCUUCCAGACUGAUUAUUGCAAAACUCUAAAAUACUAAAAUGUUUCACUACUCGAAACAAAAUUACCAUUAUUUCAUGCAGGUUUUAAUUAAUCUGCCCACUGAGAAGGGAAAAAAAUAAGUAUUCCCAUUAAAUAUUCUCAGCUGAUUUGAACAAGGUGUAGUAAUUUUUCAACAUUAUUGUUGCAAAACUAAGUGGAAUGUCAGUGCACAGAUAUAUAUUAUUUGUAAAGAUUAUGCUUCAUGCAUUAUAAUCACUAUAUAUGUGUGUGUUGGGGGGGUAUGUGUGUGUAUAUAAUUAUAGUUCAAAAUCUGGUAAGUUGCCUCUGGAUUUUUUUCUUACAGGAGUAUGCUCCUAUCAGUAAAUUCAAAGAGAAGGGUAGAAACACAUUUAUGAUACUAGAAAAUUAGACUUGUUCUUUAGUGUAGAAUGGAGUUUUGUAUUCAACAUUUGAAUUCAGCCCCUUCCUCAUGCGUCACACCCACAAUCAAACACACAUUUCAUUGUUUGACUUUAAAACUUUUACCUGCUCACAGCAGACUUUUUUUUUUCCUUCUUUUUUUUUAAGUGCUAUCAUUCCUCAGGGUAAAAGGUGGAUAAAUAGAUAGUCUUCCUAGGCUGAUAAAUUGUCAUUGCAAUUUUGCAAGGCUGUUAAAUAUUUAUAUGUCUUAUGUGGAGAAAGCUGAUCAUAUCCUGCCAUUGUUCCUUGUUCAAGUCUUCAGUUGUUUGACAUUAAGACUUUUUAAUUAAAAUUUAUACAGAGGUGUAGGGGCCAAAGUAAGCAAGCAUCACUGAUAUACAAUUAGACAUAGCAAUUUGAACAUUGGUACCAGAUGUCUAUGAAGAUCAGAAAAGUUAUUCUAUUUGAAGCAAAGUGAAAGGCACCCAGUAAGACUUUAUUACGUUAUGCUAUGAAAAAAUCUGAAACAGUGAGUUAAAUCCAUUGCACUGACCCCUACAAUCAGAGCUCAGAUUCAUCUUAAAGGUCUCCUUCACUUUUUUUUCUUCCUCUGAUCUGCUGAUCUGUCUUGAUAUGAAAUGGAUACAUAUACAUGAACAAAUACAGCCAUUAAAAUCCAUUGCUGAAGCAUCUGUGUUUUUGUAGAUAUCCUCAUAUGUAAGAAACGAGCAAGAACUAACGUGGACAGCUUUCUUGAAUUGAAAUUGUUUUUGAAUUUGAAUUUGUUAAUAAAGAUCAUGAUAUUGUAUGUUGGCUGAGACAUCAGGAAAAAUGAAAUCUAUGUGGGUGUAGUUCUCCAGAAGGCAAAUGCUUCAUUUAGGAAGCAUCCUGUCAAAAAUGUGUAAAUGUGAGUGCUGGAAAUCUUGCUGAGUCAAGAUGAAACACACUGUGCCAAAACUUUCUUGUUCUCUGUGUCAGCACUGAUUAAAAUGUCCUCUGGAUGGUUAACCAUGGUAGUCAUUCAGAAGAUACCCAGAAUGGCAAAAGAGAUUCAGAUAACAUUACUAUUCUUUCUAAUGAGAGGUGAAGACAAGAAGUAGAAUUUGUAUUAAAAUACUUAUUUAUAUUAUACAAUAGGUAAAAUUCAGUUAAGCCAUGCAAUUCAUGAAACAGUAUGCUUCCAAAUACAUGCACUGCAAUGAUUAAAGUUCACCUCAUCAUCAGCUUAAAAGCAUAUUUCAGGCAACUCAUCUAUGAGUUGCACUAAGAGUGAAGAGUAAUGUAUUGUAUGACAAUGCCUUACAACAACACGAUAAAGUGAAUGUAACCAAACCAACCUUAAGUUUUAGAAGCCUUGGAUUCAAACAUUCAGGUUCCAAAACUGAACUGUAUUUUGUAUGCAUCAGAGCCUAAUUCCAUUAAAGGCAGUGGUCCAAGUUGCAGUGAUUUGAAGGGGAACAAAAGAAAGUUCCCCUUUCUUUAUGCACAUGCAUUUUUGAGCAAGAGCAAUUUGCAAUAAAAAUAUUUGACACCAAAAGAUGGGAAAAUUUACUAGCUCUGUUUUUAAUGAGCUGUGAAAUCAAGUUCAGAAAUUUGGAUGUGGCUGUAUGUCAGUUUAAAAUGGACAAGUUUUGAGUGAUUUUAUUUGAAGGCAAAGCUGAAUGACAUCUCUGUAGAGAUUUUCUUAGAAGACCGUAACAGAAAUGCAGUCCUGAAAACAUAUAUUAAUGUUUUUACAAAUGGGAAGAUAAUCAAAAAUUCACUGGAGAAGAGUGGUGGUUAAAAGUGUGAACAAAGCCAGCAAAGAAAUACCAGCCCCAAUGAUGACUAUUUAACAUUUUGCUUUGGAAGGUAACAAAUGUCCUAAUGACCUUAUCUCUUUUCAGAUUUACUCUGAAAGAUGUUUCCUAUCACAUUUUCUGGUCUAAGUUUUACUUGGGAUAUAGAAGCAGGGUGUAUAUAGAAGGAUCUCCAUGUGUGUGGAUGUUCGCUGAGAAUAAAAUAGAAAAAAAAGACCUAAAUGAAUCCUGAUGUCAAAACUACAUAGUAAUUCCAUCUCCAACAUUACAGCUUUUCUAGAUGGAUUUCAGAAUAAUUUAGAGCAAGAACUUUAUGGGAUGC
Molecule: messenger RNA, 6417 nt
Organism: Phasianus colchicus (ring-necked pheasant)
Lineage: Eukaryota; Metazoa; Chordata; Aves; Galliformes; Phasianidae
Gene: PCDH10
Product: protocadherin 10
Biological process (GO): homophilic cell-cell adhesion
Cellular component (GO): plasma membrane
Molecular function (GO): calcium ion binding
Source: RefSeq, a predicted model, not a curated record